CUCUCUGGUUUUUGUCUUGUUGACCAUAGUGCUGAGUUGGCCAGCAGCACCCAUGCAGGAUGUGUGGUUUCACUAGAAUGCAACUUUGGCUGACUUUGCUGGUUCUGGUCAUUGCUUUCCAUGAUGUCAGAAUUGCAAAUGGGUGUCAUCUGGAGUCCCCUGGCUCCACAAGUGGAGGCAGUGGUCCAAAUGACCAGUACUUUGACUUUGGCAGUUCUGGUGAACAAGUGGAAAAUGAGCAAACCUCCAGACAGGUUCACUACCAGCCCUCCCACAUUAUAUUCUCUCCAAGCGCUGGUCAGAACACUGACAGUCUUUGGAAGCUAGCUCUAGUCCAGCGCUGGAAUCGACCGUCCCCUGCAGUUUCUAGUGGUCAUCCAUUUGCAAAUCCACAGCAGACCUCUAGACCAGCACAGGGUAACUACCAGCCCUCCCAGAUUAGAUUGUCGGCAAGUUCUGUGGCCCAACAGACUGAUGGCACCAGUAAACCAGCAGCUCCUGCUAAGCCAGUCCAGAGCUGGCACAAUCCUUCAGUAUUUAGAGGACAUCCAUCUGCUAAACCUGAGCAAAACGAGCAGACCUCCAGACCAGCACAGGAUAACUACCAGCCCUCCCAGAUUAGAUUUUCAGACAGUUCUGUGGCCCAACAGACUGAUGACACUAGGAAACCAGCAGCUCCUGCUAAGCCAGUCCAGAGCUGGCACAAUCCUUCAGUGUUUAGAGAACAUCCAUCUGCUAAACCUGAGCAAAACGAGCAGACCUCCAGACCAGCACAGGGUAACUACCAGCCCUCCCAGAUUAGAUUUUCAGACAGUUCUGUGGCCCAACAGACUGAUGGCACCAGGAAACCAGCAGCUCCUGCUAAGCCAGUCCAGAGCUGGCACAAUCCUUCAGUGUUUAGAGAACAUCCAUCUGCUAAACCUGAGCAAAACGAGCAGACCUCCAGACCAGCACAGGGUAACUACCAGCCCUCCCAGAUUAGAUUUUCAGACAGUUCUGUGGCCCAACAGACUGAUGGCACCAGGAAACCAGCAGCUCCUGCUAAGCCAGUCCAGAGCUGGCACAAUCCUUCAGUAUUUAGAGGACAUCCAUCUGCUAAACCUGAGCAAAACGAGCAGACCUCCAGACCAGCACAGGGUAACUACCAGCCCUCCCAGAUUAGAUUUUCAGACAGUUCUGUGGCCCAACAGACUGAUGGCACCAGGAAACCAGCAGCUCCUGCUAAGCCAGUCCAGAGCUGGCACAAUCCUUCAGUAUUUAGAGGACAUCCAUCUGCUAAACCUGAGCAAAACGAGCAGACCUCCAGACCAGCACAGGGUAACUACCAGCCCUCCCAGAUUAGAUUUUCAGACAGUUCUGUGGCCCAACAGACUGAUGACACCAGGAAACCAGCAGCUCCUGCUAAGCCAGUCCAGAGCUGGCACAAUCCUUCAGUGUUUAGAGGCGAUCCAUCUGCUAAACCUGAGCAAAACGAGCAGACCUCCAGACCAGCACAGGGUAACUACCAGCCCUCCCAGAUUAGAUUUUCAGACAGUUCUGUGGCCCAACAGACUGAUGACACCAGGAAACCAGCAGCUCCUGCUAAGCCAGUCCAGAGCUGGCACAAUCCUUCAGUGUUUAGAGGCGAUCCAUCUGCUAAACCUAAGCAAAACGAACAGACCUCCAGACCAGCACAGGGUAACUACCAGUCCUCCCAAAUAAGAUUUUCAGGCAGUUCUGUGGCCCAACAGACUGAUGGCACCAGGAAACCAGCAGCUCCUGCUAAACCAGUCCAGAGCUGGCACACUUCUUCAGUUUCUAGUUGGCGUCCAUUUGCAGCGCCUGAGCAGCACCAGCAGACCUCUAGACCAGCACAGACUAACUACCAGCCCUCCCAGACUACAUUUUCAGCAAGUUCUGUGGCCCAACAGACUGAUGGCACCAGAAAACCAGCAGCUCCUGCUAAGCCAGUCCAGAGCUGGCAUCGACUGUCCACUCCAGUUUCUAGUGGUUGUCCAUUUGCAGCGCCUGAGCAGAGACGGCAGACCUCCAGACCAGCACAGACUAACUACCAGCCCUCCCAGACUAGAUUUUCAGCAAGUUCUAUGGCCCAACAGACUGAUGGCACCAGGAAACCAGCAGGUCCUGCUAAGCCAGUCUAGAGCUGGCACACUCCUUCAGUGUUUAGAGGACGUCCAUCUGCUAAACCUGAGCAAAACGAGCAGACCUCCAGACCAGCACAGGGUAACUACCAGCCCUCUAAGACUACAUUUUAAGCAAGUUCUAUGGCCCAACACACUGAUGGCACCAGGAAACCAGCAGCUCCUGCUAAGCUAGUCCAGAGCUGGCAUCGACCGUCCACUCCAGUUUCUAGUGGUUGUCCAUUUGCAGCGCCUGAGCCGAGACGGCAGACUCCCAGACUACAUUUUCAGCAAGUUCUGUGGCCCAACACACUGGUACCAGGAAACCAGCAGCUCCUGCUAAGCCAGUCCAGAGCUGGCACACUCCUUCAGUGUUUAGUGGACGUCCAUCUGCUAAACCUGAGCAAAACGAGCAGACCUCCAGACCAGCACAGGGUAACUACCAGCCCUC
Clupea harengus (Atlantic herring) is the source of this 2571-nucleotide messenger RNA. RefSeq lists its product as uncharacterized. The record is from RefSeq and is a predicted model, not a curated record. Lineage: Eukaryota; Metazoa; Chordata; Actinopteri; Clupeiformes; Clupeidae.